This is a messenger RNA of Babesia microti strain RI, 1752 nucleotides long. Its product is annotated as Extracellular signal-regulated kinase 2. Bases 1 to 1752 code for a protein of 583 amino acids. Gene Ontology annotation, molecular function: MAP kinase activity; ATP binding. NCBI's taxonomy places the organism in Eukaryota, Apicomplexa, Aconoidasida, Piroplasmida, Babesiidae. Gene Ontology annotation, biological process: protein phosphorylation; intracellular signal transduction. The record is from RefSeq and is a predicted model, not a curated record. Gene Ontology annotation, cellular component: nucleus; cytoplasm. The transcript is spliced from 3 exons.
AUGAGCAACUCGAUAGAGGACCACAUCCUCAAGCGCUUUAAGAUCCUCAACAAACUUGGAAAGGGUGCCUAUGGCAUUGUUUGGAAAGCAAUUGAUAAAACCACUGGCGAAACUGUUGCCCUUAAAAAAAUUUUCGAUGCUUUCCGCAAUUCUACAGACUCCCAGCGUACAUACAGAGAAAUUAUGUUCCUCACCGAACUCCGAGGGAGGCCUGGAAUAAUAGGUUUGAAAUGUGUGCUACCAGCGUACAAUAAUAAGGAUGUUUAUUUGGUGUUUGAGCACAUGGAAACGGAUUUACACACGGUGAUUCGGUCUGAUAUUCUCCAAGAUGUACAUAAACGAUACAUUACCUUCCAGCUUUUGCAAAUCCUGCACAUGAUACACUCAGGCGAUCUUCUUCACCGGGAUUUAAAACCAUCCAACAUCUUGCUGAAUUCUGAUUGUUCGAUCAAGCUAGCAGAUUUUGGGCUUGCUCGAAGUUUAAAGACUUUUAACGACAAAUCGCCAUUGCUAACGGACUAUGUUGCCACUAGAUGGUACCGGGCGCCAGAAAUUUUGAUAGGCAGCAACAAGUAUACAAAGGCAGUUGAUAUGUGGGCUGUUGGCUGCAUAGUUGCUGAGCUAUUAUGUGGAAAGCCUUUAUUCCCUGGAUCAUCUACAAUGAAUCAGAUAUGCAAAGUGCUUGCGUUUACUGGCAUUCCUAGUGAUGAGGAUAUCAAAUCACUCGACUCUCAAUUCUCAAGCAUGAUGUUCGCCAACGUUAAGCAUAUAAAGAAGAUGGAAUUUGAACAUUUUUUUACCAAACAAGUACCUCAGAAUGCAAAAGAUUUGAUAUACAAAUUGCUGGAAUUUAACCCAGAGAAACGAAUAGGCACGUUGGAUGCCCUUAACCACCCUUACGUUGUCUCGUUUAACAUGGGUAAAUACAAACUAACUACACUACCAGGGCCUGUACAUAUACCCACUAAUGAUAACAUCAAAUAUAGUGUGGAUAAUUAUAGGAAUUUAGUAAAGGAGUAUAUCAAUUCUCAAAAUUUCCUCAUCGCAGAUACACAUGAGGAUGGUCCGACCAAGUCGCACCUGUUCAAUAAAUUCAGGAAAUCUUACUCCAUUUUGCAAAAGGGCUGCGUCGGGAAAAAGAAGAAUGUCGAUGAAUUUUCCUCCUCCAACAGCUCUUCACCUGACUCUAAUCAACAAUACAUGACAUCUCAGCAAACGAUUACUAGCAAUGCCUUUAGCAGUGACACCGAUGCUAAUGCCACUGCUAAUAUAAACGAAAAACGCGAUUCUACGAGACUGGUUGCUGCGGGUACGUCGAAUGAGGAGAAUAAUUAUGAUACUUCAGAAUACUCGGAACUUUUCGUUUCAGGCGAUUCCCCUACCCGACUAAAAUCUAAACAAAAUUUGAGUGACUCUGUCAACGUUUCAAGUGAUUCAAAUUACCAUAAUAGCAAAAAUAUGAGCCCUACAGAAACCACUCAAGAUAUUUUUGCUAGGUUCAAGUUGCAUGGUGUAAAUCCUAACCAGGUGAAGGGGCUGAAGAGGUCUCAAGAUAAGGUGACGUGCACUAGUGUAAUUGCUAAUAGUAACUACUCGGAACUGGAUGACAAAAACGUCAAUUUGAAUAGCAAUUACUCACUGAGUGGUACCUCUAGCGACAGCAAUGCGGGUGCUAUAAGCAACAUGAUAUGUGUCAACGGCAAAUACUACGUCAAACACCACCCCCUACAAUAUAACCAGACAAGAAUUUGA